Rhipicephalus microplus (southern cattle tick) is the source of this 1396-nucleotide messenger RNA. RefSeq names its product thioredoxin domain-containing protein 9. NCBI's taxonomy places the organism in Eukaryota, Metazoa, Arthropoda, Arachnida, Ixodida, Ixodidae. The record is from RefSeq and is a predicted model, not a curated record.
AGUUUAUUGACCGUAGCGACAACGAAGGCCGUCACUUCGAAUUCAUCGACAAGAGACGUGAAAGUUUCGAGGUUUAUUGAAUAUAUCGGGCCAACUUUUCGUUAACCGUGUCAAGAUGGCGGCCAACAUUCAAGCAGCUGUGGCCAGGAAUCUCUUGGAGGCAUCCAAAGUGAUUGAAGAGCAAAUAGACGCUGAGAUAGAAAAACUCGACAAGAUGGCUGAUGAAGACCUCGAAGGUCUGCGCCAAAAGCGCCUGGAUGCAAUGAAGAAGUAUGAGAAAAAGAAGCGCGAGUGGCUUGAGAAGGGACACGGCGAGUACACGGAGCUCACGUCCGAGCCCGAAUUCUUCGAGGCGUGCAAGGCCAGCGAAGACGUGGUGGUCCACUUCUUCCGCGAGAGCACCUUCCGCUGCAAGAUUGUCGACAAGCACCUGGCCAUUCUCGCCCAGAAGCACGUGGAGACGCGCUUCUGCAAGAUCAGUGUCGACAGGGCUCCAUUCCUAUGUGAUCGCAUGAAGAUCCGGGUGCUCCCCACCAUUGUGCUCUUUAAGGAUUUCAAGUCAAAGGACUUCAUCGUAGGAUUCGACGACCUCGGUGGCGUCGACGACUUCAGCACUGAAAUGCUGGAAUGGCGCAUCGCACGGGCCCACGUCAUCAGAUACUCCGGAGACCUGAGCGUUCCCCCGACUGAGGGUACUAAGGAACGCAGGCCGAUGCUCAACUUUGAGCGAAAAACAAUACGCGGAACGGCGGGAGACGACAGCGACGACGAUUACUGAUAAAUUUGUGGCGCUCUUGAUGGGUGAGAGAAACAGACAGGAAGAGAAAGAGAAACGUGGGUUGGGUUUAUGGUGCUAUUGUAUGUCGAGAUCUGUUUAUAUAAGGUAUUCCUACCAGAUUUUGAUGCAGGCUAGGUUUAUUUAUUGGAAUUUUAGCAAAGCAACUGCUUUACUGAUGGGCAGUGGUCAAUUUUAUUCAUGUUCAUCAAACUCUUAUUCGUAUAAUUGUUGUAUUGCGUGAGCCCUUUACCAUUAUCGCACGCAGUUAGCAGCGCUGUAGGUUUCUCGGAAGCUGUGAUUUUUAUUGAGACAUGUCUAGCUUAUCAUGACAGUUAAACUGAGUGCACUACUGUUCUAUUCGUUUUGCCAAAACGAAGGACUACUAUUUCGCAACAUUUUUGCAGAGUGCACGGUGUAAUUGUAAUUUGGAUUGCUUGGUAAAUAGUUUUCUGCCAAACAACUACACAUAAUUCAUUGCAUGUUUAUGGCGCCUAAUUGUGUUGUUUGCUCUCAGCCACCCCAAACGCUUUUUUGUGAUGCGUGUUGUACAGUAAGUCCUAAUCGUGCUCGCCAAUUAUUGCAUCGCCGCCAAUAAAGGCCGUUUGAUAUUUUCUCCAA